CUCCUGCCCUGGAGCAGUUCCUCCCAGGCCGGGAGCUGGCUGCGCCUCCUCCUGCCGCCGAGGUCUGCAGCCCGCUGGGCUCGGAGCAAGCGGAAACGGGGGUCCAGAGUCUAGCAAGAAGUUGUGCAGGGAUCCGCUCGGCUGUCUACGGGCGUGCACCCAACUGCGCUACCGCGGGCCGCACCUCUGAUUCGGGGCCCCAGCGCUUAGACCCCAGGAAAGGGGAGGGAGUUGGGGCUGCCACGCUGGCAGAAGCGAAGUGGACUGCUUUGGAGGGGUGAGGCUGGGGCUGUCCAGGGUAGGAAGACAGCUUUGGUGGAGGGGGGUCUCGCCAUUGCGCGACCGCAGCGCACGGCCCUCCAGGCUCGAGUUGGGGCGCCAGGACUGAGAGCGGGGGGCGCUGGCAAGGGCUGCGCGCUGGGGUCAGAUCAGGAAGUGCGGUGCUCGCCUGCCUGCGAGCACCCUCUGGACCACCGGCACUUCCCCUUCGGCAGCCACCACUCUCCCACUGCGACACCCGCCACCACCCGCGCUCCCGGGACUCAGGAGCUGGGUGGGCGCAAAAGGAAGCGGGUUGUUAUUCUGCGCCCCAGCGGCUCUUCUGCCGGUAGCACGGAGCGCGCAGGGCAAGGGCUACUCAGCGACUUCGCACUCUGCUCAGUAGGAAACUCUUCGGUCUACCCUUAGAAGGGCUGUGCCGAAACCAGAAAUCCCACAAAGAGCCUGGAGAGGGGUGGAAGCAGAGAGCCAUCCCCUCUGAACCUGGGGCGCUCGACAAAGCUAACUUUCAGACCCCAGAAGGGCUAGUGGGUUUCGUCACUCCUCCAGUCACUUCGUCUCUCCAGUGCAAAGGCCAUAACCUUGGAGGAAGGGGCGCUGCAGCCAUUUGAUCAGGAGGAGCCUUUGUCUUAACCCCCAGGCCCCUCCUGCUAGUCUUCGCCGGGUCAGUAGCUCCGGGAGUAAUUAAUAUUCCGAACAUUGGCCGACCCUUCACCUCGGCACCAGCCAACACUGCUGUCCCCUCCCUGAGUGUCCUAUCACUUGCUCACAUCUCCUUUUCCAAAAAUAAAAAAAGGGAAAAUAGUGUAAACCCGCUAGGCAGGAGGAGGUCUCUAAAAACACUACCGUCCUGUCAAUGUAAAAUCAAGGGUUAAGAGCUCAAACCCGCGCCCGCGCGCACCGAAACGGAAGAACUUUCUUGAUUAGCAUAGUAUCGGCCCUGGGGCCGCGCGGCGAGGCGGAGGUUCGGUCCCAGCUGGGGUGAAGCGUGCAGACCGGUCGCGACUGUGGUCAGACGCAGCACCUACUCAUAAUCUGACGACCCGCGAUUUACACCUUUGCUGAAUAGGACACUGGAAUGAAACAGAACAGAGAUCAAAAGGGUCCUGUUUCCCAGAGGAACAGUUCAUUUCAACAGCCAGGGAGAAAGCCUGGAUGCUUAAGCUGGGGAAUGGCAGUCAAUGUGUAUUCUACCUCGAUAACCCAAGAGACUAUGAGCAGACAUGACAUCAUUGCAUGGGUUAAUGACAUAGUAUCUUUAAACUACACAAAAGUGGAACAGCUUUGUUCAGGAGCGGCCUAUUGCCAGUUCAUGGACAUGCUCUUCCCAGGCUGCAUUAGUUUGAAGAAAGUAAAAUUUCAAGCAAAGCUGGAACAUGAGUAUAUUCACAAUUUUAAACUUCUGCAAGCAUCAUUUAAACGAAUGAACGUUGAUAAGGUAAUUCCAGUGGAGAAGCUAGUGAAAGGACGUUUCCAGGACAACCUGGAUUUUAUUCAGUGGUUUAAGAAAUUCUAUGAUGCUAACUACGAUGGGAAGGAAUAUGAUCCCGUAGAGGCACGACAAGGGCAAGAUGCAAUUCCUCCCCCUGACCCUGGUGAACAGAUCUUCAACCUGCCAAAAAAGUCUCACCAUGCAAACUCUCCCACAGCAGGUGCAGCUAAAUCAAGUCCAGCAGCUAAACCAGGAUCCACACCUUCUCGACCCUCAUCAGCCAAAAGGGCUUCUUCCAGCGGCUCAGCAUCCAAAUCCGAUAAAGAUUUAGAAACGCAGGUCAUACAACUUAAUGAACAGGUACAUUCACUAAAACUUGCCCUUGAAGGGGUGGAAAAGGAAAGGGAUUUCUACUUUGGGAAGUUGAGAGAGAUUGAGCUACUCUGCCAAGAACAUGGGCAGGAAAAUGAUGACCUCGUGCAGCGACUAAUGGACAUCCUGUAUGCUUCAGACGAACACGAGGGCCACACAGAAGAGCCGGAAGCAGAGGAGCAAGCCCAUGAACAGCAGCCCCCGCAGCAGGAAGAGUACUGACCCGCCUCAGCUGCUCUUGACACUUCCAUUGUGCGUGGGAACGUUUCUUCUAGAGAAUUGGAACAUGUGUGGCCCCAAGCUCAACAGAAACCAGUUGUUCCCAAUCUGCUGUUACCAUCAGCACCAUUGCAUAUGCCAGCCAUGGCACUUGGUUCCCAUUUUCUUUGCCAAGGUGUAUUAGCAGACGGCCCUCUGGCCGCCUACCCGAGAGAUUGUAGGGUCACAUACAUCCAACUUCACAAUUUGGCUGCUUGAGAUUGGUUCUGCUCUUUUCUUCAUUUCUUUCCAGAACAACUCUUUCCCACCCCAACACCACUGCCACCACCCCUCUUUUUAUCCUGGUGUGAAACAAUGGUAAUUUGAUAUAUGGUAUUUAUAUUGGCAUUUUUCAACCCAGUGUCACUAGAUGUCACACACAUUUGUGGUGCUUUGAUGUUUGCAAGUCUAACCUCUGAACGUAAAUUUGGUCAAAUAAUUGGAACAAAGGGAAACAGAUACUUGAUAUGAAAGCCAUAAUGACGGUGACUUGUGUCAUGGGAGAAAACAUAAGGUCAGUUUCUCCCUCUACUCACAAUACUAAAGGGAAAAAAUGGAUUCAAAGCUAGGAUUUCAGGGCUCAGCAGUGUUCUUCCAUUAGCAUGUUAGGCAACUACACAGUAUGUUGUUAGUUUUGAAAGACAUUCACUCAAGGAACACACCAUCUCAACUUUGCCCUCUCACCAUGUCCCUUACUCCCCGUGCCCCCCAUUUCCCAGGUUACGCCAUGUUCUUUCUCAGGGUCCUCUUUGGUGGGCAGCCACUCUCCCCAGGAUGUUGUCAUCAGUUUUCUGCAGUCCAAAGAGGGUCUGAGUAGGUACCUGUCUUCCUGCCUCAUCCGUCCUCUCUUUGUAUAGGUUUUAUCCACAAAACCCUCAUUCACACUAGGGGACCCCUACUAAAGGGUAACUUCAGUGUGCAGCCCUGAGCUCCAGGGCUCUGCACCAUCCCGCACACUUGCUGGAAGGCUGGAAGUGAAGACCUUAUUAAUAGGAGCAUAAUUGCAAGGGAGAAUCAUGGUUCUGCAGUCUGGUGUAGACACUGGAAUAACAGCACAGGAAAAUCUGUGCCUCCCAGUAUCUUCUAGAAUAAGGAAUUUUCCCUCUUUAACACAAGGGCCCUCUUUGUCAUUGACCUUAGCUAAACCAUGGCAAUUCAUAAAUAGAGGAAACAUUAAUUAAUUAAAAGCAUUCCUUAUUUUUUUAACUAAUAUUUGCACAUUUUCUUAGUCUCUUUCCAAGUCCUUGCCUCUUUUUUUCCUUUGACAGAUGAUAUCCCUUCCUGGAUCAUUCAUUUCACCUUGGUUUCUAACUUUAGAUUUACUUUCACUUGUUAUUUGACUUAGCAGGUGCAACAAAAACAAGAAAUAAAUGUGCCCACCCCACUUUCCGCUUAACUGAAAAGCUUAAAAUAAAUUUUUGAAUUAUAUAUCAUAAAGCUUUGAAAUUUCUUUAUUGAUGAAAUAUGAAUUCUAAAUUCUGGCAUUGAAGCUUUUCACCAAAAGAAGCCUCUCCAAAAUAAAUCUUUUGCAGCAGUGAUAUUUAUUGAGUUACAUGGAAAAGAUGGCUUGUAUUUUUGAGAUUAUUACAACACACUGUGCAGAAUUGGACAGAUGUUUCGUGGUGUUUGGUUUCCCUUUCUUCUCUCUCCUGCUCACUCUGCAUUAUAGCGGCAGCUUAUUUCUCUAAGGCUGGACAGCCUGGCUCUCAGCAGUGACGUCCUCCCACACCUGGUCACAAGUAGUAGUGGCCGUGCUAUACACAGCAUUAUGCUUAACAGCGUGUUGCUCUUCUGAGCCUGUUGUACUCACUGAUAUCUUUUUUUUUUUUUUAAGAAAAAAAAUAGCUCUUGUAAAAGGUCACAAUAACUCCUUGCAGCUGAUACUGCAGUGGUUCCUAGGCUGUUCUUCAUCUGCUCUGGACAUCUCAGUCAUAACCAAUGCUCAGUGGAUCAUGACCAAACUCCUGUCAUGUGGAUGCACAUGAAUGGGUAGCAGGGAGUUAGGAUCCUCUUCUCCAGCAACCCAUUACUGCUGUAUAACUUGCAUAAGCCUCCCUGGUGACUCUUGCUGGAAGCACUCCAUUGCCUUCCAGCUCCCCAGCCUUCUCAGUAAUAAACAUGCUGGCCAGAUCUCUUAGCCUGCAAAGAGAACUUUUCCCAGUCACCGUAGUCCAUUCUCCUUCCUGAAGGCUUGGGGCAGACUGUUCGUUUAUUUAGAGAAGAGCUAUACAUUCUUUCUGGCCCCAUCUUAAACAUCUUCUGUUGUGCUGCACCCCAGAUAAUGUCUCAGAUGCUUUGGGGAAUCUUUUAACAGUUGAAUUUGAGUCAGUCCUCUUAGGCUGUACUUCCAGCCUGUGUGCAAAUCCCCACUCAUUUCCCAUGGAUGGUGGAACCCCAUCAUUCUUUCAUCUCGGCAUUCAUGGCAUGCUUUCCUUGGCAGCCCCUGGUCACAUGUCAUCGGGCUGGGCAGGAAGCAUCCGUGGGUGUGUGCUCUGCUUCUCCCUCUCAGGAAGCCCAGUUUCAUCCUUAGUCGCCCCUCAUGCCCGCUGUCGGCUGGUUAUAGCACUUCCACUGCUACUGUCAGAUAGGAAGUGAUUGAAGCAGGGGGCAAAGAGAAAGCCUAUGUUUGUUCUAAGCAGAAAAGCAGGAAAAAAAAAAAAAAGACCUGUUGACCUGAGAGAAGUAAAUUCCAGAAGGGAACCAAGAACUCUUCCCUUCCCUGGUGAGUAUUUCCAUUAUUCCGUUAAGGUUUAAUAUGCAUUCAGAUUACUUUUACUAAAUAGUACACCAUAAAGCUUUUGUUAUAUAUUAAAUGUAAACUGAAAGGAAUGUAAACAUAUGUAUUGUUAAUUAUAAAUAUAGAUAAGUAAUGACAUAAUAGAUGAAAAAGUCUUAUUCAGAUGUAUCACAUUCAUUUUACAUUACCCACCUAUUGUCGCAUGGUAGAAUAGUUUUUUGUCUCUGAAUAUGUGAAUAACUUGACUUGCGUUGAUCUUUUUACAUAUUUAAUAAAAAAAGUAUAUGUUAAAA
This is a messenger RNA of Callithrix jacchus (white-tufted-ear marmoset), 5371 nucleotides long. It is a transcript of the gene MAPRE2, whose product is annotated as microtubule associated protein RP/EB family member 2. Lineage: Eukaryota; Metazoa; Chordata; Mammalia; Primates; Cebidae. Gene Ontology annotation, molecular function: microtubule binding. The record is from RefSeq and is a predicted model, not a curated record.